AUGCCCGAGAACGCUCAAACGCGAGCUCUUGCGAUCCCAGAGAUCGUAAGCUCAAUACUGCAACAGAUGGACAUGCGCACACUGAUCACCGCUCAAAAAAUCAGUCGCACAUGGAAAGAUCUGAUCUGCAAUACGCAGUCACUGCAGGAGACUCUUUUUUUUCGACCAAUCAGUCACGAUUAUGACAUCAGCGCUCGAGUCAACAACCCGCUACUGGCAGAAGCAUUCCCAUCGGUUUUCCCAUUACAAGACCGGGACAAUGCCGAAGAACAAUGGAUCUCGCUAACCGAUCUUACCUGGGAGAAAAACGCCGCAGUUCGAAAAAUGUUCAUUCGACCAGAAGCAAGCUGGCGCCGAAUGCUCACACACCAACCGCCUCUCUACCGAGUCGGUGGAUUCGAGUCCAACUGUACGCCUUUUGGCUGGAAUUGGAGUCAGAAAAGAGCGACUGUUCCGGAAGAUGGACUCCGGAUGGCGCCGCUCUUUGAAUACCUCAUGGAUCGUCUUUGGGAGGAUUGGGCCUACGCGGAAUCGAUCGAGAUUUUUUUCCCAGCUUCUUUCCCUGCUGGUUUCCUUGAGUCGAAAACAUUUCAGAGAUUGGAUGGAGCUGAUUCGGCUUGCAAGGAAAUGAUGGGGCAGUUUGAUCUUGUGCUGGAUACGAGUAGUAGUACGACUUGUACGGCUGAGGAUGAUUAUGAGGAGGCCCAGGAGGAGAUGGAGAAGGAAGCUAAGGAGAAGGGCGUGAAGCUUCCGGAUACUGAUGUGACUAUCUGGAAAAGAAUUUGUGAAUGUUACCGGGAGUUCGGGUUGGAGAUGAAGGGCUUCCAGAUGGAGGAGUAUAAUGAGGGAAGUGGGGCGUGGGACUAG
Messenger RNA from Penicillium soppii, 867 nucleotides. RefSeq lists its product as uncharacterized. Gene Ontology annotation, molecular function: protein binding. The transcript has a single exon. NCBI's taxonomy places the organism in Eukaryota, Fungi, Ascomycota, Eurotiomycetes, Eurotiales, Aspergillaceae. The record is from RefSeq and is a predicted model, not a curated record. Bases 1 to 867 code for a protein of 288 amino acids.